AAAUUGGUCAAUCGACGGAAGAAGGCUUCUCUAAUUCUCCUGAUUCCAUUCUUACUGUGGUUUACUUCUGUCCUGCAGACUAGCUUUCUUUUACAAUAUACUCUUCUGCACAAUUCACAAUUCACAAUUCCGACAAUUUGUGGCAGUUUAAAGGUCAUGUCUCGUCUAAUUAAUAAAGAGUGGAUGAACGAAAGUGAUAGAGGAGGUCAUGUUUAUACAAAGGGGGUUGAAGAUUUUCUUGAAUUUGCUGAUAGAACCAAUGUUACUGAGUUGGCCACAAUACCUUGCCCAUGUGUAAAAUGUCGAAACAGGAUGCGUCAUACUCCUAUAAAUGUUAGAAAACAUCUCGUCAGAAAUGGCAUAGACAAAUCAUAUACGUUAUGGGCUUUGCACGGUGAAAAACCAUUUGUGAAUUCCUUUAUUGAUCCAAUUGCUGAAGAUGCUCACCAAGAAAACAUUAGAGAAGAACAAAUAUUGGUUAGAGAGCUUGAGAUGCGCAAUUUGGUGGACAAUAUUCAUGGGUUGCAUGGGGAAUAUGAAGAAACCGGUGGUGUUGGCCAGGAAAAAGUUUCAGAAGAACAACAUUUUAGUAGUGAAAAAUAUAAUGAAUACAAAAGAUUAUCAUCUGAGAAAUUAUACUCUUCAUGUGAAGGAUCAGAGCUCAUUGGUUUUGAUAAUGUCGAGUUUUGAGGUUUUUUAUUCGUGCAUCUAUCUGUAAGCUAUCUAUCUAUAUAUCUAUCGAUGCACUACUUUGGUUUUGUUUAGCGCUCUAAUUGAAUUGUUGGAUGAAUAUAUUUAGAUUUAUAUAUGAAAUGAACAUAUAAUUAUUUCAUGAUU
This is a messenger RNA of Erythranthe guttata (spotted monkey flower), 837 nucleotides long. The record is from RefSeq and is a predicted model, not a curated record. Lineage: Eukaryota; Viridiplantae; Streptophyta; Magnoliopsida; Lamiales; Phrymaceae.